UGUCGCAAAAGGCAAAAAAAAUCUCACAGUAUAAAGAGUAAACUCAGUUACUGAGAUUAGGUGAUUAUGAUUCAUUUAGUAGGGGAAAUUUUGGAAGCAUAGUAUAUCAAAUGGAGUUAAAACCCUUAGGUAAGGAUGAGUUAUACAUAUUUAAACUCAAAGAAGAACUAAUCAAUUCAUUAGAACUUCUUUACUUUGAUGCAGAGACUCUGGAAGAAGUGAAACUUGAAGACUCAGUCAACAAACAACCAGUUAUUGCACCCACUUUAUCAUCACCAAUUCAUAAGGACACUGAUUAUUACAAAUCAGAUUUACAUAAAUUCAACUUAAAAAGAAGUUUGGCAGGUUUACAGCCAUUAACAGAGGAACAAUUCGAAGACUUAUUGGAACUGCAAUCUAUAGAGAGUAUUUCAGGGUCAGAAUCAGAGACUGAAGAUGAAGAUGAAGCUGAAGAUGAAAAAGAUGAUCCCAAUAAAGUCAAAUUACAAGCCUUAAUAUCAAAGUUGAGUAUGGAGUCCAAUAAUGAAGAAAAUCAAAAGUCCAUUAGUUAUCUCAAUACGAAAUCUGCAUAUUUAUUAUUUAAGUCGAAGUAUUUGUCAUCAGAUAAAGCCUUUGGAAUAUAUAAAAGCUUAUUCACCGAGAAUGAACUACUUAAGGAUCCAUUGGGAGGUCUUAAGAAACUUCAAAAACUUAGAACAGGGAAAUCUGCUCUUUUUAUGAUUGGUGGAGGUCAUUUUGCAGGAGCCAUUAUUUCUCAUAGUCCCAAAGAUAUAAGAGGAAAUGCUCCUAAUGCAAAAAUCAGUAAAGAAGAACAAGCCGUUAAUAUAAUAGUUUCAAAAACUUUCCAUAGGUAUACCACAAGAAGAAAGCAAGGGGGUUCACAAAGUGCUAGUGAUAAUGCUAAGGGUAAAGCCAAUUCAGCUGGUUCUAGUAUUAGAAGAUACAAUGAACAAGCUUUGAUAAAAGAAGUACGCGAAUUACUACAUGAAUGGAAAAGUUAUUUAAACGAAUGCUCAUCCAUAUAUGUGAGAGCAAAUGGAGCUUCUAAUCGGAAAAUCCUCAUUGGGUAUGAAGGAUCAGUAUUAAAAAAUGAAGAUACAAGAAUUAAGAGUUUUCCCUUUACCACCCAGAGAGCAACCACUUCAGAAUUGAAACGUGCAUGGGUAGAAUUAUCCUAUUUAAAGCCAGUUGACUUACCAAAAGUCAAUGAAAAGGUAAAGAGAAAGCAAGAAUCAGAAGGGUUAUCGACCAAUAAUAAGAAUAAAGAAUUACUGAAAUCACCAGAACCAGCGAGCCCAACUGAAGUUCAUUCGGCUGAGUUGGUGACAUUGCUUAAGAAACAAAAGGCUCCAAAAUUAAUAAGUUAUAUAAAGCAACAUAAUAUAUCUGUCAAUGAAUUUAGACUUGUCCCUGAGUCUAAGUACAUCAACUAUCCAACAUUACUACAAUUUUCAUCAGCCAAUGGUUUGAAUCAUAUGGUCCAAGUAUUAAUAGUCAACUUAAAGGCAGACCCUACUAUAAAAAAUCAAUUUGGUAAAACAGCUGCAGAUAUAUCUGGUGAAAGUUCUACCAGAAAUAUUUUCCAAAUUUGUAGACAUAAAUUGGGAGAAGAUUAUUGUAAUUGGACAUUAGCCAAAGUGGGGCCAGCCAAAUCUAAAGAAGAAUUUGAACAAGAAGAGAAACAAGAAGCUGAACAAAUUAAAGCUGAAAAGCAGAAACGUAUACAGGAAGAACUUGCCAAGAAGACGGAGAUGGAACUUAAAAAACCGGCAUUCUCUAGUCAUAGUACUCUUGGUGGUUCAAGCAAUUUGGUUAACGAUAUGAAUUCACUCUCAGAAGAUCAGAAAUUGAGAUUGAUGAGAGAACAACGUGCUCGAGCAGCUGAAGCAAGAUUUAAAAGAGUCGCUAAUUGAAAAUUGUAAAUAAUAAAUAAUAAAUAAUAAAUA
Molecule: messenger RNA, 1946 nt
Organism: Scheffersomyces amazonensis
Lineage: Eukaryota; Fungi; Ascomycota; Pichiomycetes; Serinales; Debaryomycetaceae
Exons: 1
Coding region: 111-1913 (600 amino acids)
Source: RefSeq, a predicted model, not a curated record